AUGAUCGGCCCACAACUUCCUGAUGAUAGCAAGACAAAGAUUCUCGGAGUAAACUGGAAUGUAGAAACCGACAGUCUGUAUUACGAAUUUAAUGAAAUUCAACGUUAUGCUCGCACUUUACCUCCGGCGAAACUAACUGUUUUAAAGCUAGUUACCAAGAUAUUCAAUCCGCUGGAACUUUUAAGUGCAUUCACUAUUAAAUUAAAGAUGAUGUUCCAGUCUAUGUGCAAGGAUAAGACAGAUUGGGAUGAAGAAUUACGCGGCGAGAUGCGUGUAAUUUACGAUGAACUUGUGAAUGAAUUAACCCAACUUAGUGGUGUUCCAAUAUCAGAGAUUAUCAAUUGCAUGGAUUUUCAGAUGCAAGUGAGAAAGCUUACACCGCUGUUGUGUAUUUACGAACGAAGUACGAUGAUGAACAUGUAGAUGUAAACCUAGUCGCCUCAAAGAGCAGAGUUGCUCCCAUCAAACAAUACCUCGCCUAGAAUUUUUGGGGGCUACAAUUUUAGCUUGCCUCGUUGAAAACAUUUCAUCCUCUCUCAUGCCUACUUUAGGUAAACUAGAGAAAUUCUAUUGGGUUGAUUCCUCUGCAGUUCUUUGUUGGAUAAAGAACAAUAAACCCUGGAAACAAUUCGUCCAACACCGAGUGCAAGAGAUUAGAAGGUCUUCGUCUAAAGACGCCUGGCGAUUUUGUCCUGGGUCAAAGAAUCCGGCCGAUUUGCCAUCUUGAGGGACUACAGGAACAGAUCUGAAGUCGAACGAAGCCUGGUGGAAAGGGCCUGAAUUUCUGCAACGUCCUGAAGAAGAAUGGCCAAAUGACUUGGCUUGUGAGAGCACGGAUCCAAUUGCAAUCGCAGAAGUCACAAAACACAAAACUGCUGUUUAGUUUAGCCAACCGAGCGAAGUUUAGUUUAGCCAACCGAGCGAAGCACCACAGAAGAAUUCUAGAACAUUUUGUAAACCGUUGCCGUCGAGAAUACCUAUUGAGUUUACGUGAAAAGUCAAGAGUAAAUGCAAACCGACAGAAUAUCGCAACCAUUUCCGUGGGUGAUAUCAUGAUUAUUAUGAACGAAAAAACAAAACAACAAUUCUGGAAAUUCGCCAGAGUGGAAGAUCUUUUACCAGGUCAAGAUGGAGUAGUUCGAGCAGCAAGAGUAAGAGUAGCGUGUAGUGAAGGCAAACCAAAUGUUCUCCUACGUUCAAUUGCGCAACUUAUUCCUCUUGAAUUUACCGAAAGAUUGGAAGAAAUGGAAGGAGAAGCAGCUAGACGAAGGAGAAGACAAGGAACCCGAGCAAGAAACAAAGGAACUUAA
Paramuricea clavata is the source of this 1310-nucleotide messenger RNA. The record is from the annotation of a GenBank genome assembly. Lineage: Eukaryota; Metazoa; Cnidaria; Anthozoa; Malacalcyonacea; Plexauridae.